GUUUUUGAGCAGAUGGCGCUAGUAUCGUUAAAAAAAAUCGUUACGUCAAACGUCAGAAAAUUUUCUCAAAAGUAGUAAAUAAAUGUCGUGUGAUAUUUAGUACAAGUAAACAUGGCUAGUGCUUUGAAGUUAUAUUCUGUAGCCCGACCAGUGUCCUGCUCUGUUUUGGCUAGAAUUUGUGGCCAGAAUCGCUUCCAGAGCACGUCAAAGGGCGAAUACUACAAUGUCAGUCCGGAAGAGCCCGGAACGAGUUUGUCUGAUGUUACAGAUAGGGCCGCCCAGAAGGUUUUCUUGACUGAACUAGUGCGAGGGUUCGGCGUCACCUUGGCCCACAUCUUCACAGAGCCCGCCACAAUCAACUACCCCUUUGAGAAAGGGCCUCUGAGUCCCCGUUUCCGAGGAGAGCACGCCCUUCGGCGCUAUCCCUCUGGCGAAGAAAGAUGCAUUGCUUGCAAACUGUGUGAAGCGAUUUGUCCUGCACAAGCCAUCACAAUCGAAGCUGAAGAACGCGAGGACGGUUCUAGGAGGACCACCCGCUACGACAUUGACAUGACCAAGUGCAUUUACUGCGGUUUCUGCCAAGAAGCCUGUCCAGUAGAUGCGAUCGUCGAAGGGCCGAAUUUCGAAUUUUCGACUGAAACGCACGAAGAGUUGUUGUACAAUAAGGAGAAGUUGUUGAAUAAUGGUGAUAAGUGGGAGUCAGAGAUUGCUGCGAAUAUUCACGCCGAUCAUUUGUACCGCUGAAGCGGGAGUUGUAUUUAGUCAAAAUAAAGAGUAAUUUAGAAA
Zophobas morio is the source of this 786-nucleotide messenger RNA. It is a transcript of the gene ND-23, whose product is annotated as NADH-ubiquinone oxidoreductase subunit 8. Bases 112 to 744 code for a protein of 210 amino acids. Gene Ontology annotation, cellular component: membrane. Gene Ontology annotation, biological process: mitochondrial respiratory chain complex I assembly; mitochondrial electron transport, NADH to ubiquinone. The transcript has 4 exons. Gene Ontology annotation, molecular function: 4 iron, 4 sulfur cluster binding; NADH dehydrogenase activity. Lineage: Eukaryota; Metazoa; Arthropoda; Insecta; Coleoptera; Tenebrionidae. The record is from RefSeq and is a predicted model, not a curated record.